CUCUUCUCCGACCAGCGCCAAUUCACCAUCGUUUCCCGCCAACGCCACACAUUCCUACCCACUUUCCUCCAUGUCGUUUCAAAAUCCAGCCAAAGGCCGUUUGUCAUUGUCACUGCGCUGGCCGGAACGGUGAGCGGCAAGGCCGAACCCUGCCGCGUCACCCUCUUCACCUAAAGACGGUCCACACGGGCGCUAUAUCAUCCCACUAAAUCUAGGGCUGGCCGAGCGACAUGAGCAGCCCCUUCCACACGCCGGAUCUCGAGUUUACAACCUUUUCAGCGUCGUACCUCUUCGGGGGCCUUCUUGUCACCUACAUCCUCUACCUAAGCUUAGAUCCGUUCCGGCUCCCUCUACCGUGGUCAAUCCGGCUUUGGCUCCAUCGUCUCGAGAAGAUGGCGACCGAAGCAUCCAACCAGUUAAUCCGCUACGUCCCUCCACUCCAUCACAGCGAGUCCGAAGUCGACAACAGCGCCCGUUCCGCAGACAUGGCCGGGCGUUCCGCAAGCAUGUUUGGCAACAUGUUCAAUCUGAGCUCGGAUGGCCUGAUAGGGAAGGGUAUGAGGGGCGUCACCGGUGCUUUAUCCAAAAAUUACAGAAGAAACGUGCCUGCGGGGUUAGGGAACUGGGACAACUCUUGCUAUCAGAAUAGCGUAAUCCAGGGCAUGGCGUCGCUCCCGUCGCUACGGGAGUACCUUGCGAAUAUGACGUCCAAGUACAGUGCGCUAAGCGCUGAUAGCACGAGCGGCGCCCUCUUCGACAUGAUUGAGAAGCUCAACAAUCCGGCGAAUCACGGGAAGCAGUUUUGGAUCCAGGGAUCGUUGAAGUCCAUGAGCACAUUUCAGCAGCAGGAUGCCCAGGAGUACUACUCGAAGAUACUGGAUGCGUUGGAUAAGGAAGUCAAGGCGGCGUCGAACCAGAAGCGGCGGACGAGUGUCUCUCUGUCCGUUGAUGCGGAAACUGUCAGCGAGUCGCCGAGUGCAGCAGGAUCUGAACGUGUCAUCUCUGACACCGAACCUAAGAGCCCUCUAUUACCGGAACAACCUGUGGUUGAGCCCAACCCGCUCGAUGGUCUUCUGGCUCAGCGCGUUGGCUGCGUAGAGUGCGGAUAUACAGAAGGGUUAUCCCUCAUACCAUUCAACUGCCUCACCGUACCACUAGGGCGCGGGCGGGCCUACAACAUCGGAGAGUGUCUCGACGAGUAUACGCACCUCGAGUUCAUCGAAGGCGUUGAAUGCGCGAAGUGCACACUACUCAAGAUGGAGCGUACACUCCGUGCAAUGCCAUCGGAGAAGCUGACACCGGGAAGCAUUCUUGCCAAUCGCUUCGACGCAGUACGAGAGGCACUUGAAGACGAGGAUUUUGAAGAUAAGGUCCUGAUUAAGAAGUUGGGAGUUCUUAAGAAGAACUGGGUGAAGAGCACAAAGUCCCGGCAAUCGGUGAUUGCGCGGGCUCCGAAGUCCCUUGUCAUACACAUCAACAGAAGUAUCUUUGACGAGAUGACUGGGAACCAGUACAAGAACCUGGCUAGAGUCAUAUACCCGAAGAUAUUAGACCUCGGCAACUGGUGUUUGGGCAGCCGGCCCUCCAACGACCAUCGACCUGACGAGUCUAUUGAGGAAGCCUGGCCCAGGGACCCUCAACAAUCUAUGCUCGGAGGCGAGAGAAAUAACACCAACUCACCGUUCCAAUAUACACUGCGAGCUGCAGUCGCUCAUUUCGGCAGCCACGGCAACGGGCAUUAUAUCUGCUACCGGCAGCAUCCCUUCACAACGGACAUUGAGAGUGACAGUAGUGAUGAGGAUGACGAAAGUAAAGAACAGGAGCAGUGGUGGCGCCUGAGCGAUGACAACGUCUAUUCAGUAGAGGAGAGGGAGGCGCUCGACCAGGGGAAUGUCUUCAUGUUGUUUUACGAACACUUCGAUCCGAAUGCACCACGGAAGCGGAAGAGUGAUCGCAGGAGCAAGCUGGGUGUUGCAGAUGUACCCUUACCUCCUGAGACUCUUGUGGUUUCUGUGGCUGAUGCAUUUGACGACACAGCCGCAGAGGUACCGCUUCCGGAAGAUGAUUUAGAAGAUAUCUCAACGCCUGCCGAAGCCGCCACGCCCUCUCCCGAUCGCCAGCCACAUUUCCAGAGCGGUGACGUGUCCACUGGAAGCGAGACGAAGGGGUCGGAUGACGAGGUGUCUCUUGGAACCACCACUACUUCGCAGUUACGCCAAGGGGAGGAGCCGGAAACGUCAGAGGCUGAGACCGCCAGCUGCAAUUCCGAUGGACCCCCUUCAACUCAGCUUACCAGUGAGGACGACGGAGAGGACGAUCAGCUUGGCUGUGACGCCCUCUCGCACCUACCGCGGAAGUUGUCAUCUGGUCCCGCUACUCUGAAGACCGCCAGGGAUAUCGGGUCGAAAAGCGCGGAAGACGCAGAGGCGAGCGCUCUCAUGAUUAGCGCGAAGUAGGUCUUGCGUCAAUUCCUUCGUUCAGUUGCAUGGGCCGGCGUUACGACAUUUUGGGUUUUGCUUUUUGGCAUCAUCAUAGCGUGGAGUUGGUCGGGGCGAAGGGGAAAGGUGCGAAGGUUUUCUGGUCGCACUGGAGGUUGAUCGCAUGACGUGUUAUGAACCGGUACAGGGCUUGCUAUUGGGUUGGCGACGUAUGAGCGAUCUUAGGGCUAUUCCUAGCCGCCUCUUUGAGGUUUCUCGAGAACUCUCGUUUGUGAAAGGUGUCGUCGAGUCGCGCAGCUCGUCGUCACUUUUAGCAGGAGUGCUUGUAACACACCUUCGUAAUGAUGGAAUUACCGUAAUGCUUUUGACGAGGGCUGUGGAAAGUUGAGAAUAAAGGUGCCUCUGUGAUUGCGAGUGCUUAGAGCGUGUAGCCAAGGAAUCGUACAUUGUUUGGAUGGGAUGAACCGCGCA
Westerdykella ornata is the source of this 2909-nucleotide messenger RNA. Its product is annotated as cysteine proteinase. The transcript has a single exon. The coding region runs from base 231 to 2456 and encodes 741 amino acids. Gene Ontology annotation, molecular function: cysteine-type deubiquitinase activity; cysteine-type endopeptidase activity. Lineage: Eukaryota; Fungi; Ascomycota; Dothideomycetes; Pleosporales; Sporormiaceae. Gene Ontology annotation, biological process: protein deubiquitination. Gene Ontology annotation, cellular component: cytosol; nucleus. The record is from RefSeq and is a predicted model, not a curated record.